GGUGAAUCACGAUGGGGCCGUUCCAAGAAUAUGAGGAAAAGAAAUCACCUGGAAAAGGAAGUCCCCGCAGCCGCAUCCCACGUUUGGUCCCUCACCCUUUCCAACCAAAAGACAAAGGGUCACCUCUGUCUGACUCCCCGUUCUCAGAGGAGGAGGGUAAAGAGUGUGAUGUCAGCUCGGACCACUCCAAGAGGACCAUCAGCACCAACAGCUUUUGCUCUGAUGACACUGGCUGCCCCACUAGUCAGUCUGUGUCCCCCUCCAAAACCCCGUCAGGCUCAGAGCGCAGUACCCACGGAUCGCCAAGACUCCCAGAGCGCAAGACCAAAGCGAAAAGGGUGAGGGUGAUGACGGAGGGCAGCGGGGAGGCACGGAGUGCGCCGAGGCACAAGAGGGAGCUGAGGUCAGCCAUGAAGGCCAGAGGAAGUGAGGCAGACUUCAGCUCCUCCAGCAGCACAGGCAGCUUGAAGACCAAGGAGAGCCUCACCUCCAGCUCAGUUGUUGGGAAGAAACCUUCACGGAGUCGUGGCGCUCACAUCCGACCAGCCCCGGUGUUCAAACCACCUGGUGUCACAACUGUUACCCGUGAUGCUGAACUUUACGCUCCCUACAGAACUCCUCCCAGGGCGUCGUCCUCCACCUUCAGCAGCAGCUGCAACUCCAGCCCCACUUCAAGAAGGGUCUGCUUGAGUCGCUACCACUCCUGCGGAGAGAACCAUGGCAUCAGGCCACCGAACCCUGAACAGUAUCUGACCCCCCUGCAGCAGAAGGAAGUGGCCAUCAGACACCUGAAGACCCAGCUGCUGGAGUCUGAGAAUAAAGUUCAUGACAGAGAGAUGGAGGUUGAGGAUCUUAAGAGCCAGCUUAGCAGAAUGAGGGAAGACUGGAUUGAAGAGGAAUGCCACAGAGUGGAAGCUCAGCUGUCCCUCAAAGAAGCCCGUAAAGAGAUCAAACAGCUGCGCCAGGUGGUGGAAACCAUGAAGAGCAGCCUGAUGGAGAAGGAUAAGGGAAUACAGAAGUACUUCAUAGAUAUCAACAUCCAGAACAGGAAGUUGGAGUCCCUGCUGCAUAGCAUGGAGUUAGCCCAGAGUGGCUCCACCCUCCAAGAUGAAAACGCCCUGGAUUUUAUGUGCGACGGCCCCGAAGGCGGUGGGAAAAAGUUGAUGGGGAGGGUGGAGCUGGGAGACCAAGGAGUGGAAGCAAUGGCAGACAGCGGGCUGUUAGUAAACGAUGAGAUGGCCAACAGGGCGGACAUUUUUGAGCAGGUCUUCAUGUCCACUACAGUGGACUUCAGCCAGGACUCCAGCUGCCAGCCAGGGGUCACGGGGGAGUUUGGAACUGGGGUGCCAGCUUUGCCAGAAGAGGGACAGUUGACUCAUUCAUCCACUGCAUCUCCACCACUUUCAACCACUGUCACCGUUUCUUCAAACAUUCCCUCCCAGCAGAAAACAGAAGAUGAAGGAAUCCAGACAGAUCCAGUGCCCACAUCUCAGGACCUGCAGGCUCUGCUUCUUCAGCUCCUCAAGUUACAUGGUACUUCACUUGAGGGUGAAGCUCUCUCUGCUCCUUUCGUUCCAUCCUCGUCCCAACUCCUGGAACUCCCAAACCUACCCAGUUCCUCUACUGCAGACCAACGGGACACUAAACCUCCCCAACCCGGCGUGUGUCCAAGUAAUCCUGAAGGCUCUGCAGGUUCUGGUGCACGCUGCUCAGAGGCUACAGAGAGCCGCCGCUUCAUGGAGGAGCUGGACUUUGGAGUCCCAGAGGAGAAGCUUCGUCCAUCUCCAGAGCUGAGUGUGGUGGGUAAACGUUACUGGAGCAACAACUUUCUGGUUGAUCUGGUGGCGGUGGCCGCCCCAGUGCUGCCCACACUGGCCUGGCUGUACUCGCGGCACGGUGUGGACGGAAACCCUCCGGUGUACAACAUCGCUGCUCUGAUCAGGGGCUGCUGCAUCAUGGGGUUGCACUCGCUUCGUCGCGUUGCUCACAGGCCGGAUGCCUAACUGCUUUCAUCCUGCAUGCGUACACCUAACUUUGAUCCAAAUGCACUUAAGCAUAUUUUCAAGAGUCUUGAUCUGUUUUCGUUCUGUUUGAGAUCAGCGCAGCACUGUUAAUUUGCACAUGAGUUGGAGUUCAAUGGUAACAUGAACGGUAUUAAAUGUAACCGUUUAUACAUUUAAUGUUUCCUUUUGUAAGCAAAUCAUCUUGGUAGAUGGUUAUGUGUUAUCAUUGUCUUGUUUUUUUUGUUUUGUUUGUUUUUUUUUACCCAAGUUUGUUAAAAAUUAGUUGUUUUUUUUUCUAUGAGAAGGAAAACCGGCUGCUACGCUGUUUGCAUUCUGUGUUCUUUGUGUUACUGUUCUUAAAGAAACCUUAAACCUUCAGCCAAAGCUUUAAUGUGAGUUCACGGUUCUGUAAAGUCCCCCCCCCC
Nematolebias whitei (Rio pearlfish) is the source of this 2428-nucleotide messenger RNA. It is a transcript of the gene sybu, whose product is annotated as syntabulin (syntaxin-interacting). Lineage: Eukaryota; Metazoa; Chordata; Actinopteri; Cyprinodontiformes; Rivulidae. The transcript is spliced from 7 exons. The record is from RefSeq and is a predicted model, not a curated record. Gene Ontology annotation, cellular component: cytoplasmic microtubule; vesicle. Bases 12 to 2003 code for a protein of 663 amino acids. Gene Ontology annotation, biological process: axonal transport of mitochondrion; synapse maturation.